AGAGGAAGAAUACAGAUGUAACGCUAGCAAUGAUUCAAGCCAAACUCCUCUCUCUCAAGCCAAGGCCAAGGCCAAGCCCAAGGCCCAAGCGUUCUCUAAACGCAGACUCUACAACCUUACAGUCUUGCACAGUAACACGACGAAACGUUCAGAAUCAGCUUCCGCUUCCACUUCCAGAUUAGGGUUUUCAGAAGUUUUUGUGGUGGAUUCAGCACUACUGAUACGGUGAAUAAACAGGAGCUCAAUGUGGAGAUGCAAGUUUUAAUCAAUAAUGGAUUGCAAAUCAGAUAAAAUUAUGCAUGCAGAUAAUAAUCAGAGCAUUGCUGGGGAGGAUAUAUUAGCUAACGAAGACUUAAAAAAAAGUUCUACAAGAGACUCGAGUGAUGGUGUCCAGGCACAGACCAAGAUAGCUGGUAGCGAAGGUGAAGAGAAUCAUCUAAAGGGUACGUCUCUUGAAGAAACUGAUGUAUCUGGUGAGGUUAACAUGGAGGCAUUCAUAACUACUGAUGAUGUUAUCCGGGCAGGAGGAUUUGGUGCUCGGGAUGAUAUCAGCAGCUUUCUUCCUGUUGCAAUUGAUUCAACUGAUUUUGAAGCUUCAAUCCGUGAUGCAAGAGAUUAUGAAGAACCAGAACCACAAGGUGAAGUAAGCCGACCAGGCCUCGGCUGGACCGGAGCUACAAAAGGGGAGUAAAUAGUUAUUAUGAUAGCUAUGUCCUCAGGUUUUUGCUGUUGCUUUUCUUUGUGUCUUAGUGUUGGACAGGUUUUGGCUAGUCCUUAUGAAGUAUGAUGUUAGAUUCUGUUCUUUUUGUUUUUUGGGAUGAAUAUAAGAACUUGUUCCCUGGAUUCUUGCUGCGGUGGUCAAAGUUAAAUUUGGAAAUAAGUAUCAAUCUUUCACCUGUUUGAAAGAAGGAAAGUAAACGUGGAAAGGCGGAGCUAUUGUUGUUUGAAAAGGGAAGUCUAGGAAACAUAGAUAAUAGUUUAUAUCCGGUAAAGUAUUCUUCAUAUCUCAUAACAUCAAAUUUCAUUUAAUUUUGUUUCUAA
Arachis duranensis is the source of this 1041-nucleotide messenger RNA. RefSeq lists its product as uncharacterized. The transcript is spliced from 3 exons. NCBI's taxonomy places the organism in Eukaryota, Viridiplantae, Streptophyta, Magnoliopsida, Fabales, Fabaceae. The record is from RefSeq and is a predicted model, not a curated record. Bases 272 to 691 code for a protein of 139 amino acids.